AUGGACGCGUUCCAUGCUCGCCCAUACCGCCCCGACGACCACCCUCAUUCCCAAGCGAACGAAGAGACCCCCCUCCUCUGCAAACCCGUCUCCUUCAUCGUUCCUAACCCAUCCUCCCGCGCGAACCUUCCCGACUCUCCCAGCCAGCCCAGUUGCUCUGCAGAAGAAGCAACUGUACCCAGACGACCUCGCCCAUCUUUCUCAAAUAACUCAAUCAAGCUAGCGCCGAAUCUGCCCAACGUUGAGGGAAGGAGCACCUAUGGGCAAACGCUCUUCAACUGCAUUGCAAUCCUCUUGGGCAUCGGCAUGCUUUCAGAACCUUUGGCUUUCGCAUACGCUGGUUGGAUAGGCGGCACUGCUCUCAUCGUUUUCUUUGGGUAUAUCACUUGUUACACGGCUAAAAUAUUGGCUCAUGUUAUAUUAGACGAUCCGCGCCUGCGCUCAUAUGCAGAUGUGGGUAAAAAGGCCUUUGGGCCUCGAUCAACGCUGUUGACCAGCUUUCUUUUCUGUUUGGAAGUCUUUUCUGUUGGCGUCGUCCUAGUUACUUUGGCUGCGGACUCCUUGCAUUCCGUUGUUCCGACUUAUUCUGCCAACACAUACAAAAUGUGUUCUCUUAUUGUAUUACUACCCACAGUCUUUGUUCCAUUGUCUGUUCUUUCAUACACGUCCGUUCUGGGCAUAGUAUCGACCAUUCUUGUCGUCGCUGUUCUCUUUAUUGAUGGGCUAUCUAAGACGGAAGGCCCUGGCAGCCUUUGGGAUCCAGCUGAAACGUCUAUCGGAGUUGGUGGCCUGACUGAGCUUGGUAUGGCGUUUGGUUUGUUUAUGGCUGGUUUUUCCGGCCACGCUGCCAUGCCCUCGCUUGCCCGCGACAUGAUCGACCCGUCGCAAUUCGACCAUAUGAUUGACCGGGCCUACAUCAUCGCAGUAAUCGUAUAUGCCGUGAUCGGUUGGGCUGGCUACGUCAUGUUUGGCACGAAUGUGAGCGACGAGGUCAGCGGCGAUCUGCUCGCAACGCCAGGCUAUAACCCUGUGCUCAACAAAGUCAUGCUGUGGAUGUUAGUCAUCAGCCCACUGACCAAAUAUGCACUCGCGACCCGUCCACUCAAUGUCAUCCUUGAGGUGAUGCUUGGACUGGAAGGGAAUACGCAUGGGCCCGCUGAAGAUUCCAAUCACGAGCCUAAACCUGCCAUUCGGAGCAAGGCACGCAUGGGACUGAAGCGCGUCCUUGUCAUUGUUGAGCGCGGUGUUAUCCCGUUCCUAUCUGUCGCAGUCUCUAUCCUUAUUCCGGAGUUCAGUUCCAUGAUGGCCUUCCUCGGAUCGUUCUCUGCCUUUGUGAUCUGUGUCAUUGGGCCCAUCUCUGCCAAAAGCUCGCUUGCUGGUCACUGGACUUUCUUCGAUGCUUCUAUAUUGGUCAUUGCUGUUAUUAUGGCCGCCUGGGGAACUUACGCCGCGUUCUUGACUGCUUGA
Coniophora puteana RWD-64-598 SS2 is the source of this 1467-nucleotide messenger RNA. RefSeq lists its product as uncharacterized. The transcript has 9 exons. The record is from RefSeq and is a predicted model, not a curated record. Gene Ontology annotation, biological process: amino acid transmembrane transport. Bases 1 to 1467 code for a protein of 488 amino acids. Gene Ontology annotation, molecular function: amino acid transmembrane transporter activity. Lineage: Eukaryota; Fungi; Basidiomycota; Agaricomycetes; Boletales; Coniophoraceae. Gene Ontology annotation, cellular component: vacuolar membrane.